UUCCCUUGUCUAUUAAGAUUCAUCUUCUUUCUCACAACAAGAAGUUGUCCAAGUGUUUGCUAAUGGCUCUCCCUCUUCUCACUCUACACAUUGCUUGAAACCAAAGAAAAGCUCUUUUCUUUUGUUCCUGUUUUUCCUCUUGCCCACCUUCUUAUCUUUAUCUCUUUCUCUUUCUCUCUCUCUCUAGCUUGUUCUUCUUCAGUGUAUGGUUUGGUUUGAGAGUAGCAGGGGAAGGGAUGAGUGCUACAAAGUUUAUUAAAUGUGUGACUGUAGGGGAUGGAGCUGUGGGGAAAACAUGUAUGCUUAUCUGCUACACUAGCAACAAGUUCCCUACUGAUUAUAUUCCAACUGUGUUUGAUAACUUCAGUGCCAAUGUUUCUGUGGAUGGGAGCAUUGUAAACUUGGGAUUGUGGGAUACUGCAGGACAAGAAGAUUAUAGCAGAUUGAGGCCACUGAGUUAUAGAGGGGCAGACAUUUUUGUUCUGGCUUUCUCCUUGAUAAGCAGGGCCAGCUAUGAAAAUGUUCUGAAGAAAUGGAUGCCAGAACUCCGUCGCUUUGCUCCUAAUGUUCCAAUUGUUCUGGUGGGAACCAAACUAGACCUUCGUGACGACAGAGGAUAUCUUGCUGAUCACCCAGGUGCUGUUGCAAUAACACCUGCACAAGGUGAGGAACUUAGGAAGCAAAUUGGUGCUUCAGCAUACAUUGAAUGCAGCUCCAAGACUCAGCAGAACGUCAAAGCUGUUUUUGAUACUGCAAUUAAGGUGGUUCUGCAACCUCCUCGAAGGAAGGAGAUCGCCAAGAAGAAACGUAGAAGAAGAUCCGGUUGCACAUUGCUUACCUGUCUGUGUGGAAACACAUGUGAUGCAUGAGAUGCAACAAACCAAGCUAGCAAACAUUUUGCAGAGAGAGAGGGAACUUUUGGUUCUCUGAAACUUUACUUUUAAGUAGACUUUGUUUUGUUGAUGAUGGAACAAAGCUAACACAAUGUAUUCGUAUUGUAUCGUCUUCUUGACACUAUCUGCUUUACUUACGCCGACGAUAUAUGACUUUGUUGUGCGUAUUUGAUUCUGAAGAACUUCAGCAGUAUAUCAGUAUAUGUGAAGUUUGAUUAUAUGAAUCUAAACGUGGUGAUUUCAUAGCCGAAACAGUUCAAUUUUUUA
Messenger RNA from Dioscorea cayenensis subsp. rotundata (Guinea yam), 1160 nucleotides. Its product is annotated as rac-like GTP-binding protein 2. The record is from RefSeq and is a predicted model, not a curated record. Gene Ontology annotation, biological process: establishment or maintenance of cell polarity; cortical cytoskeleton organization; regulation of actin cytoskeleton organization. Bases 237 to 869 code for a protein of 210 amino acids. Gene Ontology annotation, molecular function: GTP binding; GTPase activity; protein kinase binding. The transcript has 8 exons. NCBI's taxonomy places the organism in Eukaryota, Viridiplantae, Streptophyta, Magnoliopsida, Dioscoreales, Dioscoreaceae. Gene Ontology annotation, cellular component: cell projection; cytoskeleton; cell cortex.